This is a messenger RNA of Cuscuta epithymum, 8424 nucleotides long. The record is from the annotation of a GenBank genome assembly. Lineage: Eukaryota; Viridiplantae; Streptophyta; Magnoliopsida; Solanales; Convolvulaceae.
GUCCAUGCCAUGCUAUCAUUGUGUAAUAAGCCAAAAAGAGGGUGUUGCCUCUCACCUCCAUCAUUCAUUCGACCCAAGGCAUCCAAGAGGAGUAAAAGAGCUCUGCAACUCCAUUCUUUCAUAGCUAAUUUCGAGCUCAAGUCCAAGGCAUCCAAAGAGGGAGUUUAAAGAAGGGAAAAAGGGAAGAAAAGGUGUGGUGAUUAAGGAACUCGUAUAAGGUGAUUCAAUAGCUUUCACAAAGUUGAAGGAGUCGCCGGAAUAGUCGCCGGAGUUCAACCAAACUCGCCGGAGUUUCACCGGGGUUCAACCGAGAAGGGUAGAACUUCAUAACGCUCAUUCGAGGUUGAAGCUAAGGCUAGCUAUCCAUACUUUGCUUGGUGAAGUAUUCCAAAGGAAGACGUGGUUCGUGCUUCCUUUACUGUUUUAAACUACAAACUUGCUCAUGGAUAUUUUGUAAUAAAUACAUUUGCUUUGGGCCUGCGUGCCUACGUUUUGGCCAAGUGUGGCCCACGAUUGAAUAUUGAAUAUUUCCGCUAUUCGUUCAAUCCUAUUAUGUGAUGUUGUUAUGUAUGUUUACUUACUGAGUAUGGUAUGGACUAUGUUCAUGGACGCCUUGUUUGACUAAGUCACGUUGACUUGUGGGUGACGUCAUUUAGUCAUACGGCGGUUGUACACGCGCUCAGAUGCGGUCUGGGGCGUGACAAUUAAGUGGUAUCAGAGCCAUCUCAGUUUCUAAACUAUGUAAUCAACCCCUCACAAGAGAUUUUACAAAAGAGUUUUACCGAAAACCAUGAGCAUUGUAUUUUGACGCUUAUAGAACUAUUGUUACCUAAGUUGCAAGGUCUCUAAUUGUUAAGAUGGUACCCUUAACAAUUGGUAUGGCGGUGACUUGGGCCAAUACGUGUCUAUAACGUUUUCCGUCAAUUGACAUUGAUUGGAGUCUAAUGACUGGUCCAAAUUCCUUUUCAGAAAUGGAGGGUAGGCGCAUGCACACCAGAAACAAUCCGGGAGGGCAAGCACCGAUAGCUUCUGUUGAAGCUAGCCGGGCUGCAUCUCGAAGCUCUAGAGGUGGAAGAGGAGGCCGUGGAGGCCGUGGAGGUCGUGGGGGCCACUGAGCCCAAACAGUGAGUGAUGGCCACGUGAGUUCGGUGUACGAGACUAACACCGAGAACUACGACUCUACUUAUGUUCCCGAAACGGAACACAAGGAGACCCCAUACGAUGGGGGUGAUUUUCACACCGAUGAUGAUAAUGAUGAUGAAAGCGAUGCCCGGUUUGCCCAAAUGGGGGAACUUCUAGAGUGGUAUCAAAAGGAGAAACAAAGGAGAGACAUGAGACGCCAAGCGAGGCGUGCUUCUCAAGGUGUUUCGGCUCAAGGAAGCCGUGGAGCUUCAAGGGCCACGCCUGUGGCGCCACAAGGUGGGCGUGAGGGAGGUUCUAUAGUGAGAAUCUCCAAAUACCUCAAGGAGGCUAGGGCCUUGGGGUGUAGGUCCUUUGACGGCACCGGCGACAUUACCAUUGCCGCCGAUUGGAUCAAGAAGGUGAAGGAUGCAUCGAGAGACAUGCAAAUUACUCCGGACGUGAAGUUAACUGUCGCUUCACGGUUGCUUGAGGGGAUGGCUUCCACAUGGUGGGAAGGUGUGGAAGGGAAAUACCGUGGGGACAUCUCAUGGGAAAAUUUUGAAAGGGAGUUUUACGCCCAAUACUACUCCGAUUUCGAGGUUAAUGUGAAAAGGAGGGAGUAUACCAACCUCAAGCAGAAAGAGGGUUGUACUGUUAAGCAGCUGGAGCAGGAGUUUAGAACCUUGGCUAGGUUCUUACCGGAGUAUGCGAUCGAUGAGGACCGCAUGACUGAGCACUUUUGGGAUGCCUUGCUUUUAGACAUUCGAGACCGUGCUACAUACUCACGCCUCAUGACUUUCAGUGAGGUGGUAGAACAGGGCAUGCUGGGAGAGGCCCAGUGGUAUGAGAGGAAAGCAAGGGAUGCCGAAGAGGCAAAGAAGAGAAAGUGGAAUAGUUCGGGGCCGCCCGAUCAUUCCCGAAGGAACAACCACGGUGGUGGUGGUGGUGGUUCAUUCAAGGCACCGGCUCCACCGGCAAAGAAGAAUAGAGACGCGAGGUGGCACGGACAUAGGCCACAAAACCCGGGGGCACCGAGAUGUCCCAAUUGCUCAAAACAGCACUUUGGGAAGUGCAAUGAACCACCGAGAUGUUUUAAAUGCGGGAAUGCGGGCCAUAUGAAGGCCAAUUGCCCUCAAUUGAUGCAAGAGAGUGCAUCGGGAGCCGGGGGAGGGACCAUGACGGGAAGAAACCGUGCGGGACCGUCACACGGUGGCACGGGAAGAGGCGGCGCGUCAACAAGCAAUGUCGCGUCCGUUAAUCAAGGCGGGGCCCAAGCAAGGGUCUACGCGAUGACCGAGGCCGAUGCCCGGGCUAACCCCGACUCCGUUGCAGGUAAUUCCUUGUUCAUACUUGUAAUGUUCAUAUACACGUGUGUUUUAAGCUUUAGGGAGAAAUUACGAGUUAACCGACGGCAUUUCCGGCUCGUUUUCGGGCGAAAAACGAAGUUGGACUGCCCAGGGAUGAACCGGCGCUGGUCUGGGCUUGACCCGGCGCCGGUCUGCUGUAAAAUGAUGAACCGCGGGCUGGCAGUAGCUUACCCGGCGCCGGCCAAGGGGGCAACCCGGCGCCGGCCCGAAAAAUUUCCCGGAGGGUGCUAUCCAGUAGCUUACCCGGCGCCAGCCAGGGGGGAACCCGGCGCCGGUCCGGGGAGAAUAUUUCCGAUGUUUCGCUCCAGGGGAUACCCGGCGCCGGUCUAGUCCAUACCCGGCGCCGGCCCAGUUCAUUUUUGCCACUUUUUGAUUCCAGUAGCUUACCCGGCGCCGGCCAGGCCUAUACCCGGCGCCGGUCCAGUGUAUUUUCGUCCGAAAAUUUUCGUUUAGCCCUAUUUUCGGCCUGGUACGUGUGUAGUGUGUCUUACAUGACUUAUAUAUGUAGGAACCUUAAAGAUCAAUGGUAGAAACGCAAGAAUUCUCAUUGAUACCGGGGCACAACGUUCAUUCGUGAGUGAAGCGUUUGCCGAAGGGUUAGGCGUACCGUUGAUAGCAAUGACCCAACCCUUGUUAGUCUCUACACCGUUGGGAGACGAUGUGGAGAGGAAACACUACUAUCCAUCGUGUGAAGUAGAAGUAACGGGUCAACCCUUGACUUGUGACUUCGUACCUCUAAGUAUGUUGGAGUUCGAUGCAAUCCUAGGGAUGGAUUGGCUCGAGAAGUAUCAUGCUCGGGUAGAUUGUUAUGCCAAGGUGUUAGAGCUCGAAGACGCUGAUGGAAACGCUCUAUGUUUCGAGGGAGAUCGGGGAGGAUCUCAUAGCUGUAUCAUAUCCGUGAUGAGUGCACGGAAGAUGAUGAAGGAGGGAUGCCACGCAUACCUGGCUUACGUAGUUGACGAGACAAAGAAGGAGGCUGACAUCAACGAUGUACGCGUCGUGUGCAAGUACCCGGAUGUCUUUCCAAAAGACUUGCCGGGACUUCCACCCGAUAGAGAGAUCGAGUUUGUGAUCGAAGUAGAGCCGGGAACAAAACCCAUUUCGAUUCCUCCUUAUCGAAUGGCACCGGCAGAGCUUCAAGAGUUGAAGGUCCAAUUGCAAGAGCUAUUGGACAACGGCUUCAUUAGACCUAGUCAUUCACCGUGGGGAGCACCAGUACUCUUCGUGAAGAAGAAGGAUGGUACAUUGAGAAUGUGCAUAGACUACCGACAGUUGAACAAGGUCACAAUCAAGAAUAGGUACCCUUUACCGAGGAUUGAUGACUUGUUCGAUCAACUUCGGGGGGCGAUGGUGUUCUCAAAGAUUGAUUUGAGGUUGGGGUAUCAUCAGUUGAAGAUCAAGGAGAGUGACAUACCCAAGAGUGCAUUCCGCACUAGAUAUGGUCACUAUGAGUUUCUUGUGAUGUCAUUUGGGUUAACCAAUGCACCGGCAGCCUUCAUGGACUUGAUGAACCGAGUGUUUAGUGAAUACUUAGAUCAAUUCGUGAUAGUAUUCAUUGAUGACAUCUUGAUAUACUCCAAGAACGGGGAGGAGCACGAACAUCACUUGAGGCUUGUACUUGAACGACUUAGAGAAAAACAACUCUUUGCCAAGUUCUCCAAAUGUGAAUUUUGGCUCAAAGAGAUUGGCUUCCUCGGGCAUGUUAUAUCCGGUUCGGGCGUUGCUGUGGAUAACGCCAAGAUAAACGCCAUCAUCGAUUGGGAGAGACCCAAAAAUGUGAAAGAAAUACGUAGUUUCCUUGGCCUAGCGGGAUACUAUCGUAAGUUCGUCGAGAAAUUCUCCGUGUUGGCAUCUCCAUUGACGAAGCUCACAAAGAAGGGGGCUAAGUUCAUAUGGGAUGACAAAUGUGAGAAAGGGUUUCUUGAACUGAAGAAACGACUCACGGAGGCACCAGUUCUUGCUCUACCCAAACAGGGGAUAGGGUACGAUAUCUAUAGCGAUGCUAGCAUCCAAGGACUUGGAUGUGUGUUGAUGCAAAGGGGUAAGGUGAUUGCCUACGCUUCAAGACAAUUGAGGAAACAUGAAGUGAACUACCCUACUCACGAUCUAGAGUUGGGGGCGGUGGUGUUUGCACUGAAAAUUUGGAGGCAUUAUCUCUACGGGGAGACAUGUCACAUUUAUACCGAUCAUAAGAGCUUGAAGUAUAUAUCCACUCAGAAAGAGUUGAAUAUGAGACAGAGGAGAUGGAUGGAGUUGAUCAAGGACUACGAUUUGAUCAUCGAUUACCAUCCCGGAAAGGCCAAUGUAGUGGCCGAUGCACUGAGCAGGAAGAGUACGUCGGGGACGUUACUCACAUGUCUUCGGGCAUUGAGGGCACGUGUAAAGGUGUCCACGUGUGGGACCCUCAUUGCUAGAUUCGAGGUUAGGCCUACACUGCUGGGUGAGAUCAGUAGAUGUCAGGCCAUUGAUGAGGAAUGUCAGAAGAUCCGUGAACGGAUCCUUGAGGGGCCUGUUGAGAACUUUCGUAUACGUGAUGAUGGUCUGUUGUUAUUUAAGGAUCGUGUUUGCAUACCAAAGGAUGAAGGGCUCCAAAAGUCCAUACUUGAGGAGGCUCAUUCUUCGGCCUAUGCCAUGCAUCCAGGGGGUACUAAGAUGUACCGAGACUUAAAAGAAAGUUAUUGGUGGUCAGGGAUGAAGAGAGACAUCGCAGAAUAUGUGAGUCGAUGCCUUACUUGCCAGCAGGUUAAGGCGGAGCAUCAACACCCGGCAGGACUUUUACAGCCACUUACCAUUCCAGAAUGGAAGUGGGAACAUGUGACCAUGGACUUCGUGGUAGGGCUACCACGGACAGUGAACAACUAUGACGCAGUUUGGGUAGUGGUUGAUAGGCUCACCAAGAGCGCACACUUCUUACCUAUCAACAUUACUUAUCCUCUUGAAAGGUUGGCCAAGUUAUAUGUGGAGGAGGUCGUGAGAUUGCAUGGAGUCCCGAUAUCCAUUGUCUCUGAUAGGGAUCCACGAUUCACGUCCAGGUUUUUUGCCAAAGUUUCAAGCAUCAUUGGGUACUAAACUGAAGUUUAGCACAGCCUUUCACCCACAGACAGAUGGACAAUCUGAGCGGGUGAUACAGAUUUUGGAAGACAUGCUUAGGGCAUGUGCCUUGGAGUUCCAAGGGAGUUGGGACAAACACCUGGCUUUGGUGGAGUUUGCCUAUAACAACAGUUAUCAGGCAAGUAUCGGCAUGCCUCCGUACGAGGCACUGUACGGGAGGAAAUGUAGGACACCAUUGUGUUGGGACGAGGUUGGUGAGGCCAAGCUCGAGGGAAUAGAACUUGUUGAGAUCACCAAGGCUAAGGUGAAAAUAAUUCAUGACAGACUUAAGGCUGCCCAAGAUCGGCAGAAGAGCUAUGCAGACAAACGGCGGAGGCCGUUGGAGUUUGAGGUCGGGGAUGAAGUUUUUCUAAGGAUUUCUCCUUGGAAAGGUAUCAUCCGGUUCGUAUCAAGGGGUAAGCUUAACCCCCGAUACAUUGGUCCGUUUGAAAUCCUGGAGAGGAUUGGGGCCGUAGCUUAUCGCCUCAAACUGACACCCGAACUUGGGAAGAUUCAUGAUGUAUUUCAUGUAUCAAUGCUCAAGAAGUAUGUACGGGACCCAUCGCAUAUUCUUGAGAGGCCACCGGUGGAGAUUCGAGAGGACUUGCAAUACGCAGUGGAACCGGUAAAGAUAGUGGGCCAACAGGUAAAGAAGCUUAGGAACAAGGAGAUUCCUAUGGUAAAGGUACUUUGGAGGAGUGAUCGAGUCGAAGAAGAAACCUGGGAGACCGAGGUCUCAAUGAGGGAGCAAUACCCGUUUCUUUUCGAUUAGACACGUUGAUUUCGGGGACGAAAUCCCAAAUAAGGGGGGGUGAACUUGUAACACCGUCCCCAAAUAUAAUUAACUUUAUGUAAAUUAUGUAUCGAACAUGACGUAUUUAGUAAUGAAUUUACGAGGUUGUAAAUUUUUGUUAUUUCUUUUGCGUGGAUAGUAAAUUCCACGCGGGGCCCACACCCGGAGCGGGGGUAACCCGAUAACACGAGACCACAUGUUAUAUUCAUCUUGGUCUAGAUAAUAUUUACAUGGUGGUGGAAAAUGGGCCAUAAGAAAGGCAUUGGGUUGACCGGUUUGUCAAACAGGGCCCAAUUACCAGUACCGACAAUUUCUUCAGAUAACAGUCCGAAAUGAAUUUCGGAGACUUUAAAAUUAAAGUUGGGUAAUGUACAUUCAUUAUUAAGAUCCAUAAUUUCUAUGGACAUGUAAUAUAUUUUAUUUGACCCGAUAAAAUAAAAUAUGCUUAAAACAGUCCGAAAGAUACAACUUUCGGGGCCGAUUGUACAGUUCUAGACAUAUUGGGAUGACCUCCCACACAAGUGGGGGCCACCCCACGAAUUUGUGUGGGCUAUGAUAGGGGAGAGGACGGAUGAAUGGGAUGGGAGGGUGUAGGCAAUGUUGACUUGAAGAGAAUGGCAUCAAAAGGACAUUGGGAGGGUCCAUGCCAUGCUAUCAUUGUGUAAUAAGCCAAAAAGAGGGUGUUGCCUCUCACCUCCAUCAUUCAUUCGACCCAAGGCAUCCAAGAGGAGUAAAAGAGCUCUGCAACUCCAUUCUUUCAUAGCUAAUUUCGAGCUCAAGUCCAAGGCAUCCAAAGAGGGAGUUUAAAGAAGGGAAAAAGGGAAGAAAAGGUGUGGUGAUUAAGGAACUCGUAUAAGGUGAUUCAAUAGCUUUCACAAAGUUGAAGGAGUCGCCGGAAUAGUCGCCGGAGUUCAACCAAACUCGCCGGAGUUUCACCGGGGUUCAACCGAGAAGGGUAGAACUUCAUAACGCUCAUUCGAGGUUGAAGCUAAGGCUAGCUAUCCAUACUUUGCUUGGUGAAGUAUUCCAAAGGAAGACGUGGUUCGUGCUUCCUUUACUGUUUUAAACUACAAACUUGCUCAUGGAUAUUUUGUAAUAAAUACAUUUGCUUUGGGCCUGCGUGCCUACGUUUUGGCCAAGUGUGGCCCACGAUUGAAUAUUGAAUAUUUCCGCUAUUCGUUCAAUCCUAUUAUGUGAUGUUGUUAUGUAUGUUUACUUACUGAGUAUGGUAUGGACUAUGUUCAUGGACGCCUUGUUUGACUAAGUCACGUUGACUUGUGGGUGACGUCAUUUAGUCAUACGGCGGUUGUACACGCGCUCAGAUGCGGUCUGGGGCGUGACAGAGGGUGCGGAUCUUGUUGAAAUGAGUAGAGUCUGUGCCUUAGCCUCACGGACAUGCGCAUGGCGAGCUCGUCGAUCGUCUCGCCGCUCCGCAUGCGGACGACAUCAAACUCCUUGAGUAGAGACUAUGCCUUGGCCUCACGGACACGCUCAUCGCCCACACGCAUGGACUUGAUGGCGUCCCAUGUCUCCUUUGUCGUCGCCUUCAUGGCAAGCGUGGAGUGCAUCUUCAGUGGUACGGCUCGCAGAACUGCCACAAGCGCCACCGUAUCCUCGUUGAAGCUCCCACCACCUCGACAGCAUUCCACACGCUUUGGGCCUCCAUGUUCAACUUCAUGAUGAGCGCCCACUCGAUAGUUCAUCGCCGUCAACGUCGGGGGUAGACGACAGUGAGGGGAACGACCCAGCCCAUCUUCUAGCGGGCCGUCAGAUAUUUCCAGCCCAAAUGAUUCUUUUUGAUCAGGUGGAUCACUUGCCCAGAGAUGUCCGAACUAGUUAUUUCGCUGAUUUAUUUGGUAUUCCUCGUAUCCGUUUUUAAUUUUUAAUGAUUCAGUUUCUCACUUAUUUUCGUUCACAAACUUUGGGAAGGAAUGCCUUCUUCGGAGAGGUAUUGGCCUAGCCCCCCUCUCUUUUGUAUCCUUAUCUGUUUAAUAAAUCAUGGUAAAUGACCCCCGGCAUUUACCCCACUGAUUUUGGUGGUUUGCCUUCCGG